Molecule: messenger RNA, 4546 nt
Organism: Cololabis saira (Pacific saury)
Lineage: Eukaryota; Metazoa; Chordata; Actinopteri; Beloniformes; Belonidae
Product: clustered mitochondria protein homolog
Exons: 28
Coding region: 252-4412 (1386 amino acids)
Biological process (GO): intracellular distribution of mitochondria
Cellular component (GO): cytoplasm
Molecular function (GO): mRNA binding; protein binding
Source: RefSeq, a predicted model, not a curated record
GCUUUUUUUUCUUUCUUACACAGGGAGAAGAGAUAAGCCAAGUUUACCUCCCAAAGAGGGACAGGAGUCACAGUCCUGGACGGGCAGCCAUUUAAUUUCACCCUCCUGCACAUUCCCACGUCUUCUCCCCUUCUGCGGUGUCCUGCUUCAGCAGUUUAAGACAAGACUUUGCAGGGAAGCAGCUUCCAGUACAGAGGAGUAAACCCACAACAAGACAGCACAGGAAAGAAAAACCCAUUUAACUUAGAGCCAUGAAGGAAAAAGUGAGGAGAGGAGGAGGAAGAAAUCAAGUCAAGUCUGACUCAAUCAGCCCGCCUGCUGGAGCUGAUCCCACUGGUAUGAAGAGAGAUGACAACACAUCAUUCCCUGUGAAGAUUCAGGGAGCAGGGAUAGAGCCAUUUGAACUCCAGAUUCAUGGAUUUUGGCUUGUUCAAGACGCAUUAAUGAACUUGCUUUCGAGAAAUGAAGUGUCUCCACGAUCCAGCUUGUCUUUGGGACUAGCUGGUCAAACUCUGGAUCCCCUUGCUGAGCUGCAAAGCCUCAAGGGUUUUAAAGCAGGGACAAUUAUUCGGCUGGUGGAAGAGCCUUACACUUCCCGUUCAGCGAGGCUCCACUUAGCCCGUGUUGUGGAUCUUCUGAGAGCCUCUGGACCUCAGGAUGCGCUGAGAGAAGGACGUUCACCAAGUAUCCUGGAGACACUCACACAAACACAAACACCUGACUCUAGCUUACCAAACGGGAAGAGCAUGAAGCGCUCUUUAAGCCACCAAAAGGCGGAAUCAAGCAGCCAGGAUGGAGCUCCCCCUGAGUACCUGCUCCCUGGCUCCGUAGAGAGACCCGUCAUGGCCCUGCUGCCACACAGCUCCCAACCAGAGGCCCCCAGUUACCUGAAGGAUUUGUCUCUAAGUUGUUGGAACCCACCUCCAGGUCACAGGAAGCUGCAGGGAGACUUCAUGUAUAUCACAGUGUUGACAAUGGAGGGACGACGCUGUGACAUCACAUCCUGUACUAAAGGUUUCUUCAUCAAUAGAUCUACAGAAGAUGCAUUUGAUCCCCGUCCUGCACAGUCUUCUCCAGUUUGUCAUUGUUUCACUGACUUGCUGUGUCAUGUUAGCCCUGCUUUUAAACAAACUUUUACAACCCUGAAAAACAGGCCUCAGCAACCAGCAGUAGAGGUGAUGCCCACUCCUUACCACACGGUGAGCUGGCUCGGGCCUCCCUGUGCCUCUCGUGCUCACAAAAAUCUCUUCAGUCGACUGGGAGUGGAUGAACAGGCAGAGACUCAGGCCGCAGACUGGAAUGAAGAGUUACAAGCAGCCAGAGACCUUCCGCAGGGGAGCCUAGAGGAAAGGCUGCAGAAAGACAAAGCUUUGCUACAAGUUAACAGUGCAUUUGUAAGGGCUGUCAUGCAAGGGGCAGAGACUGUGGUCGAUGGAUUUGUUGAACCAGUGGAUGGAAACCCAGAGGACCCAGCUUUCAUGUGGGGUGGCCUGUUCAUGAGCCAGGGGGCUGCAAGUGCUGUUUUUGGCAGUGAUAGAGGUCGCAGGGCAGCUCAGAGACUGGAGCUUCAAGGUGUACAGGCUUACAGUGAACUAGAGGGAUUGCAGGGCCUGCACACGCUACCUACAGCCAUUGUGGAUUACAGAGGAGUGCGCCUGUCUGCCCAGGGCCUGGCUCCUGGCCUGGAAGGCUCAGAUCAGGCCCAAGAAGCCACUCCCGCUUCGAGAGGUUUGCUUUAUGGGGUGAAUGCUGGACCCCAGGAGUCCCCCCAGCGCAGAAAGCUGCUGGCACUCUUGGCUCAUGCAGCCAAAUCUCUUUCCAUCCAGAGACAUGUUGUUUCGGCACCCAGUGGUCUUAAGGUGCCACUCUUCACAUCGGUGGAUGCUCAGGGGCUGCUGGGGGCCGAUGGGAGGUUCUACUUACUGGAUGUAUUCAGGAGCCUCCCAGCUGAUGCCAACUUUUGUCCAGAGGUAGAGACACAAAGUCAGACUGUCACUGGAGACGAAGAGAGUGACAAAAGUUCUAAAGAGGAUGAAGAGGAAAAGGGUCUUGAGAAGGAAGGCUCACCGGAGAAUUAUCAUGCCAACUAUGGACUUCCAAAGAGCUUUCCUCAUGGCCUCUGUAGGCUGAGGCCAGAGCUGGUGAAGGCUUUCAUCCAGCAUAAACAUUGUCAAUUCACUGAGCAUGUCAAGGAGAUGUUGGAUGAAAACGGAGGGUUUGAGGAAUGUGCAACAGCAGGUGACUCUCGAGCCACUGAUGCAGUGCGAGCUGCCUGCAGAGAAGUGGGCUCAGUAAGUGACAUCAUCUUUGAGAUGCGCUUUAACCCAAACGUUCUCUCUCCAGGGAUAUCCUUUCCUCCCAGUGAAAGUGCAGCAACAAAACUUCAGGAAAGAUUACUGAGGGAAGCUGCAUCUUUCAUCGUCACACACCAGAUACCAGCCUUUUUGCAGUUUUGUCUACAAAGCAAUGAAGCGCCGAUGGACGGAGCUUCUCUCAAACAGUUGCUACACCAGAGAGGCAUCAACCUCCGGUAUCUGGGACAUGUCAUCAAAGCCAUCACCCAAUCAGAACACAAGGAGCGGCUGAGACAUAUAAUGAGAUCAGCGAUAGGUCAAAUUGUUACCCGCUCAGCAAGAAGAGUGUUCAACAGUUUCCUCCAGGGCGUGGACAUACCAAGCCUAUCUGCAGCUGUCAGUCACUUCCUCAGUUGCUUAUUUGUUCCACACUUCAUGCCCACUCCUGCUGGGGAAGAGACAAAGAAGAAGUCAAGGCGACGUGGCCGUGGGGCUGGGUCUUCUGAGAGCACACCUUGGAGCUUGCUCACAGGGGCCGAGCUCUGGCAUCUGGUCUGUCAGGAUGCUGCUGAAACAUACAACGUCUCUGAUAGUCUUGGCUCUGAUCCAAACCACCUGGUGGACCAAUAUGGUCUCCAGAAACUCUCCCUGCUGAGAGAGUUCUGUUUAAAGACUGGAGUGCAGUUAAGACUGAGAGACUACUUUCCUGAAAACCAAAACAAAGCUCCCAUUGGCCCAGAUGACAUCCUUAAUAUCUUCCCCGUUGUCAAACACAUUCACAUGCCAACGGUGGAUGCUUCAAAAGCUUAUCGAGCUGCACAGAACUUCAUUCAGAAGGGUCUGCUGGAUCAGGCCCAUGAGCAGCUGAAGGAAGCAGUGUACCUGUUUGGUCGAGUGUGUGAUGAUCUGCACCCUGAGGCCUCUUACUGCCACAGUCUGCUGGCAAAGGUGGCCUUCCUGCAGGGGAAGAUGGCAGAGGCCCGCAGUGUCCAGCUGAAAGCAGUGGUCAUCAGUGAGAGGGUGCUUGGCUUUGACCAUCCGAACACUAUUCAGCAAUAUGCCCUCUUGGGUGUGUAUGUAUAUGCUGGAGGGGAGACAGUCCUGGCACAAAAGUGUGUCCUCAGAGCUCGUCUGCUAAUGCUAACUGUCCAUGGAGAAGACCACCCAUACAUCGCAACACUGGAUUGCUGUCUUGGUCUGCUGCUGGCAGAAGAUCAGACAGGACCGUUCCUCAAGAACGCCCUAAGACUCAACACUUCUUUCUUCAGCCCUACAGAUCUGCACACUGCUCUUAAUCAGCACUUGUUGGCCCAGUGGAUGUGCAGUAAGGGGGACUACAGAAGUGCUAUGUCACAUGAGAAAGAAGCCCUCACUGCCUUUACCUCACUGUUUGGUGAGGAUCACCCACAGACUAACUGCAGCAAAGAGUUCCUGUGCACCAUAACCAAGCAGGCAGUGAAGGUGGAACGCACUCUCAGACAGGCAGGAGUUGACACCACAGACCAAACUGUAGAGUGUCUGAGUCCAACAUCUGACACAAUUCUGGAGCAGAUGGUUCUGGUAACAGGCAUCAGAAGUAUUACAAAAAGUGACAGCUUCCAGGAGUACAAACAAAGACACAUCGAACGAAAGGCUGCCGUAGCAAAGGAGCUGGGGCUCAAACUAAUUACUGGGGCUGUUACCUCAGAUUUUGAAAGUGUAGAAGAGAAAAGCUCGCACAAAGAAACAGGAUGCGAGAUGGAAGUUGAGAAUGGAGGAAACAAAGUAGAGGUGGACAACAGUGAGAGUCAGCAGGAGCAGUCAGGAGAAGCCACGUCGGAUGAAAGUGCAGCAAUUUCAGCUAACAGUCAUGUGUUGAAGCCAACUGAACAAGGCAAGCACAAGGAAAAAAGUCAUGUAGACAGUGACGGAGCAGCUUUAGAUGCUGAAGUCAAGACAGUGAAUGAAAAUGAGAUCAAGGCAGGCUCGGGGGAGAAAAAUAGCGAAAUGAAUGGAACUGCGGACAUCAUUGCCAGCCCAUCGGUCCUUACAAGUAAGUUGACCUGGGCAGGUGUUGUUGGUUCAAAAGUGACCAAUGAAACAGGAAGCAAAGCAGUAAAUGGCACUUCUGACGAGUGAGACAGAGCACAGGAAUGGUAGGAGGCAAGUUUUCCAAAGUCCUUUUUAAAGUGUCACUCUCCCAGGUUGCUUGAGAUGCUGUGAGGGAUGUACUGUUGUUGAGCCUAAUAAACUUUUUGCUCUGAUGUACUAAA